AUGAAUUACCAAGACCAUCUAACAAAGUUCGUUGUACUUAAACCAUUAAAAACAAAACGUGCGGAAGAAGUUGCACAUAAUUUACUAGAUAUUUAUACAACAUUUGGAGCACCAGCCAUACUGCACUCAGACAAUGGAAGAGAGUUUGUUAAUAAUACUAUAAACGAACUUCAUGCUAUGUGGGGUGAUGUAAAAAUUGUUCAUGGGAAACCUCGACAUAGUCAGAGCCAGGGCUCUGUCGAACGCGCCAAUCGAGAUGUGGAGGAUAUGUUGGCUACAUGGAUGGCCGAGAACAAAAGUAGUGAUUGGCCGUCUGGAUUAAAAUUUAUACAGUUCCGAAAAAAUCGCGCUUUUCAUUCAGGUAUUGGAAGAUCACCGUAUGAGGCAAUGUUUGGAUGUUCAGCUCGAUUAGGCGUAGCGUCAAUAGGUUUACCUAUGGAUGAAAUAGACUGCUUACAAUCUGAAGAAGAUAUUGAGAAUAUUUUACAAGUUUGUGAAGCUCAGAAUGACCAUCUUGGUUCAGAUUCACUGGACUCUGAACAAUGUCAUACUACACAAGUUGAAGAAAAUGAACCAGGAACUGAAAAUAACUCAGAACUUAUUAAUCAACGACAGCAGAAAAUUCAACACGAACGAGCAUUAUCUGUUAAAUGUUUAGAGAAACAAGCG
Molecule: messenger RNA, 669 nt
Organism: Rhopalosiphum padi (bird cherry-oat aphid)
Lineage: Eukaryota; Metazoa; Arthropoda; Insecta; Hemiptera; Aphididae
Product: KRAB-A domain-containing protein 2-like
Exons: 3
Biological process (GO): DNA integration
Molecular function (GO): nucleic acid binding
Source: RefSeq, a predicted model, not a curated record